AACACAAACAAAGCAUGUAAAUCUGAGUAAUUUGAAAUCUUCUGCACAUACCUUCUUGGGGCCAAUACCACACCCAAAAGGGAAAAAAACACAACUUUCUUCAAUCCCCGUCUCUCUCUCUCUCUCUCUCUCUCUCUCUCUCUCUCUCUCUAUAAAUAUAUAUAGCUAUAUACACACACACAUAUAUAUAUCGCUGUCUUGGUUUUGUUGUAAGAAUCGUACAACUGUGAGAAGUUUUCGUUUUCGGCUCCUCUGGCUCGUCAAUGGACGCAAUCAGAAAGCAAGCCAGUAGACUUCGCGAUCAGGUCGCCAGGCAACAACAGGCUGUUUUCAAACAGUUUGGAGGUGGAGGAUAUGGGGGCUCUGAUAAUUUAGUUACAGAUGAGGCUGAACUUACUCAACAUCAGAAGCUUGAGAAGCUCUACAUAUCUACACGUGCUGGCAAGCAUUAUCAAAGAGAUAUUGUUCGUGGCGUGGAAGGAUAUAUUGUUACCGGGUCCAAACAAGUUGAAAUUGGAACAAAGUUGUCCGAAGAUAGCAGGAAAUAUGGUGCUGAAAACACUUGUACAAGUGGUGCAACAUUAUCAAGAGCUGCUCUAAAUUACGGACGUGCUCGUGCUCAAAUGGAGAAGGAACGAGGAAAUUUGAUUAAAGCUCUUGGCACACAGGUGGCUGAGCCUUUAAGAGCGAUGGUAAUGGGAGCUCCAUUGGAGGAUGCUCGACAUCUUGCUCAACGGUACGAUAGACUGCGACAAGAAGCUGAAGCUCAGGCUAUUGAAGUUUUGAAACGCCAAACCAGAGCAAGGGAAACACCAGGUAAUUCUGAGAGUGUUAUGAAAUUGGAAGCAGCAGAAGCAAAGCUGGAAGACCUUAAGUCAAACAUGGCAAUAUUGGGCAAGGAAGCUGCAUCAGCAAUGGCUGCUGUAGAAUUUCAACAGCAGAGAUUGACUCUCCAACGACUCAUUACAAUGGUUGAAGCAGAGCGUUCCUACCAUCAAAGGAUCCUUCAAAUACUUGAUCAGCUUGAAGGCGAGAUGCUAUCUGAAAGGCAACGGAUUGAAGCAGCUCCUACCCCUGCUGUGGACAACACUAUGCCCCCACCUCCACCAUAUGAAGAAGUUAAUGGCGUAUAUGCAUCAGAUACACCUAAUGGACAAGCAAACAGCAUGGAUUACUUUUUAGGCGAGGUUCUGCAUUCAUAUGAAGCUGAAUCUGAUGUGGAGCUUAAUUUGUCAAUUGGCGACUACGUCGUAGUUCGCAAGGUGACGAACAAUGGUUGGGCUGAAGGAGAAUGCAAAGGAAGGGCGGGUUGGUUCCCGUUUGGAUAUGUCGAGAGAAGGGACCGUGUUCUUGCUAGCAAGGUGGCUGAAGUUUUUUAAGUUUUCUUCUUUAAGUAGGCUUCUGUCAAAAAGAUUUUUGUAUGUGUAUUGUUGUUGUUUCUAUCUAAUGGACUCAAAGGUGGAGUAUGUUCUAACAUAUUACAUAUAGAAGAAAGCUCAUCCCACCUUUUCAUGUGAUAUAGAUAUUCUGAAUUUGUGUUUCUUCUAUUGAUUGAUUGUUUAUAUCCAAGUUUCUUUCUUUCAUUUCAAGGUUGUAAUUUCAUUGUCUUGGGGGUUUAUAGAUAUUCUUUUCAAUGA
This is a messenger RNA of Cannabis sativa, 1637 nucleotides long. RefSeq names its product SH3 domain-containing protein 2. The coding region runs from base 264 to 1379 and encodes 371 amino acids. Lineage: Eukaryota; Viridiplantae; Streptophyta; Magnoliopsida; Rosales; Cannabaceae. Gene Ontology annotation, molecular function: protein binding. The record is from RefSeq and is a predicted model, not a curated record. The transcript has 10 exons.